Rhineura floridana is the source of this 2076-nucleotide messenger RNA. RefSeq names its product interferon induced protein 35 (gene IFI35). Lineage: Eukaryota; Metazoa; Chordata; Lepidosauria; Squamata; Rhineuridae. The record is from RefSeq and is a predicted model, not a curated record. The transcript has 10 exons. The coding region runs from base 452 to 1612 and encodes 386 amino acids. Gene Ontology annotation, cellular component: nucleus.
AAACAUUCUCCCAGUCACGACCGGUUUCUGAUCUUAAGGGAGUUGCUGCUAUAACCUUCCCAUGCGCUCUCCAAAGGAAUUUGGAACAGAGGUGCCCCUGUUUUAUGUCAGGAGGAGGACAUAGCUAGCAGUUGCCAACUUACCUACUUGCCCCUUGCAUAGUGGAGAUUCCCAAGAGAUGAAGCGAGCAGGGGAAAGGAAAAAUGUUUUUGGCCCGCUCGCGAUUGCUUGAGCCUUUUGGUUAGCGUCUAUUGCCUUGCGUUGCGUGUAGGGCUCAUCUGCUUCUGUCCCCCAAAUUUUGUUUAUGUUUGUGUUGUGCGCGCUGAGCGCUCCGCCUCUCGACAGAAACAAGGGCGAGGUCAGGAAGCAAGUGUGGUGGUGGAGGUGUUCAGCGAGUCAGCGUUUGUAUCUGAAACCCGGAAUUUGAUACUGAGCAUUGUGUGUCCGCAUAAUGAAUUCAGACCAGGAGGCUGCCCUUGAUCUGUCCAGUAUGAGCGUCUUGGCGAACAAAUCUUGGGAGACAAUAGCGGCAGAACAAACCUUGAAAGAGAUGACAAAGUAUCAGCAUAUGUGCAAAGCAUUGGAGAGUGACCAGUUGUCAUUGGAGGCAGGCAGAAAGGACAGUGAGGAGUACGCUUUCAGACUUGAAAGAGAAACUGAGCUUCUAUGUCACAGACUCCAGGAGCUUGAAGAAGACACCCAGUCCCAGAAAGUAGCUUUCCAGAAAGCACUUGAGUUGAGCAUGGAGGAAAACCGCCAAUUGUUGCAAGAGAAACAAGUUCUGGAAAAGGAACUGGAGCAGCUGGAAAGGCUCCAAAUUAUCCAGGAAGAGCUCCACAAGGUGCCAGCCAACUUACCUGAGCGGGUUAUGGUGUUUAAAGGCCAUGUGGAAGAGAAGGGGGAGGCAUUGCCUGAUAUGUUGACAGUUCAGCCACAGAUUUGGUACCCUGUGCCUGGAGGAUCAGCUCUCAUCACUUUUGAGAGCCCUGAGGUUGCCAGCCGGAUCAUCACAAUGGGACAGCAUCAAGUUCAAGUGGAUGAAUGCAGCUAUGUGCAUGUGGAGGCGGAGCCAAUGGCAUUGCUCUUGCCCUCAUCCUUGGAGAUCUCCCUGGAGCACAGUCCCCGCCAGGUCCUGCUGUCUGGGUUGUUUGCCCACUCUGUGCUUGAGGAGCAGCUACUUGACAAGCUGCAGAUCUUUUUCAGCAAACGGCAGAACAUGGGCGGUGAGGUGGAGCAUGUGGAGUGGCUGAAUGGUUCUGGCCACGUGGUGCUGACGUUUGUGGAGGAUGGAGUGGCUGAGCGGCUUAUUCAAAGAGGUCAGUUUCAAGUGCCCAUUGGAAAAGAGACUCAUAAGGUGAAGCUGUCACGCCACUUAGGUGGGGAAAUUGCAGAGCUGCAGUUCCGUUCUUCAGUAUGUGCUCAGACUGUCCUGCUGUCAGGGAUUCCAGACGUCCUGGAUGAAGAGUUGAUGCGUGAAGCCCUGGAGAUUCAUUUCCAAAAGCCCAGCAAGGGUGGGGGAGAAGUGGAAGUCAUUGCAUAUGUCCCAGUUGGACAGUGUGCAGUCGCUGUCUUUGAGGAGGAGGGAGGGUGGAAGGAGGGAGAGGAAGCCUGAGUGUAGCUCUGUUUUCCUGAGGCCAAGAAAGUUUCUUAAUCAAUUUCAGUGCAAGUGGUUGCUAAACUCCACCAAGAAAAAAACACUGAGAAGGAGAAACUUUUGAAUUACGUAUCACUGCAAGGAGAGGGAAACUGAUGAGCAAAGACCACUUAAGUAUAAACAUGGAACGGGUAUCAUUGUGAGCCUAAUCCAGUGGGUAUGAACAGCCCAAGAGGAACGGUGGGGUCUGUGUUCUUGUUGCUCAGGAAAGAAAGAGAGGCUCCCUGCCACAAUGGCACCUCUUUUCUCUGAUGUGUGAACUCUUGCCUUUAUUAUGUGAUGCUUUGAUUUGUGGAUUUUCCUGCUAUGUUGCCCUUUUUGUCUUGGCAUUAGGAUGACCCCAGUUCCCUAAUGUUUGCAUUUCACCCAGAAGGGAGGGAGGAAUCUCAGAAAAACAGAAUAAAAAGAAUGGCAGAAUCACA